ACUCAAUUAAAUUUUUUCUUAUAAUUUAUUUAUUUUGAGCACCACUGAACAAGAUCAAACAUAGGAAAACUUUGAAUUUUACAAAAAUAAGUGUAGUAAAAUUCAUUAAAAUAAAAACUGAAUAAAGGUCAUCCAGCUGAAAUAUUUAGGGUUACCUUACGUAUUAAAUCGCGAACACACUGAAUUGAUUUACUGAUUGGCAACCAGUACAAACAUUUCAUAAAAUGAAAAAUUAUUCUUAAAUUAAAUAACAUUAAAAAUAAUAAAAAUGUAGAAUAAUUCUUACGUAUUGUUUAUUAUUUUAUAUACAGUAAUCCACCAACUACCUGUCCCCUUUUUUCUUUGCAUUUUAAUAAUAUAAUGCGUAAUAUUUAACAUUCUAACACUUUCCACGUAAUUCACCGAAACUAAAUGUUCACAACCAUUAUUAAAUUAAUCAUGUUAUAAAUUAUAAUACGUUAUUGCAAGCAAUAUCAAAACGUUAAACAAUAUAUCUGUGCGUCACAUCCUACCGCACUUUAAUUGAUUUAUUCAAUUAUAAUAUUAUAUUGUUAUUAAUAUUGCGUUCCUAUAUAUAUUUAUAUAUAUAUAGCUACACACAACGUUUCUGCAGCAAUACCUAUUACUGAACAAUAUACAUAAUACAUAUAUCUAUUUAGCUUUACCCGUAUUAUAAUACACAAUCUGAUAAUAUAAACUUUGUUUCCUAUACGCAGUUGACUCCCUUUAAUGUAAGUGUAGGCUCAGUGGAGCCCACGUUAUCGUUAUGAUAACUUCCUAUGAUCAAUUAAUCGGCUAGUAAACAGAAAGGGCGCGGUGGGUAUUGGAGAUAUUCAGAUAUUUGAUUACAAGAUAAACUUAUACUUUAUACACACCUGUCAAAUAUAUAAUAUAUUUAUACAUAUUAACACCAAAUGCAGGUAAGUCAUGCGAAAUAAUAUAAUUAUUUGCCAUGAAUAAAUGAAUAAUUUCCGAAAAGUCGAGUGAAACACGGCAUAUGUGGUGAGAAUGACUCUAGUGCCGCCUAUCCCUAUAACAUGGCGAGUUUAUGGCGCGAGUGCCUAUUAUAAACGAUGACACAUUGUGUUGUGCAAACAAGUAACAGUGCCUUCUUGGACCUACAUCUGUAUACGGAUAAUAUUUUAAUUACGCAUUCAUAAUAUUUAUAUUUGAUGUUGAUAAAUCGUCGAUACAUAUUGUUCUUAAAUGUAUUAUAUAUACCUACAUAUAGCUUUCCAGGGGGCGCGACGACCACGGCACAAUACACCGGUGACACCGCUAUAUACCGUGGCAAGCCUAAUGUUUUAAACCAUGCCGAAAAAGGUGUGGUCCCGUUUUGCGAAAAAGAAGAGAAAAAAAGUAAAAUAAAAACCUAUUGAAAAAUAUUGAUUCCGGCGCCCGCGAGAGAGAGAUACUGCGGCCUUGGCCGGCGUGUCUCUUUGGCGCGCGCACGCGAGACCUCACGCCGGCCGAUAUAUAAUAAUGUAUAAUAAAGUCUAUAUAGAUAUAACGUUUUCGCACCAAGCUAUCAGUGGGUCGACAAAACCAAUACGCAAAGUUCAUCUGUCCGGAAAUCGGCCAAGUUCAUUACAAAAAUAUACCGGUAACGUGUCGUAUAUAUGCAAAUACUGCAGUCGCAGUUCAUUACAUAUAUAAUAUUGUAUAACACAACGUUUAUGUGUGCGUGUAUUAAUUAUCGUAAUAAUAGAAAAUUGUAGGUAGCGCGGGGGCGUUGAUCUGGUCAAAUCUUUGAGGAGGGGUUCGGUCGUUUCAAAAAUCACGAUAAAGGCGUGGGUGUAUUUUUCGGGAGGCCUUUGGAAAUAUUCGAGAGGCCAAGCCCUUGUCCGCGAUUUCCGCCCUCCGGUCACCGUCGCACGCGUUCAAGUGACAUUAUGUAGGUAGGUCGACACGACAUGCGUGUACACCGCAUCAAAUCAUAUUUGUGUGUAACCAUACAACGGUGUUGUGUCAUCGGUUAGGCGCGGGCGGAGGAUAAAAAAUAAAUACGUUUCGAGCAAACCGUAUUAUAUAGUCGCACAUGAUGCAUCCAUUGUAAAACCCUGUCAAGGCUAUACGCGGACUGUUGUGGGUGUGUGCAGUAUAUCUACACAUGUAUAAAUAUAGCCACAUAUAGGUAUAUACAGCGUGUAAUAAUAUGUUGUGGCAUUGACGAUAACCGUCACGCACGCACACGGUGUAUAUAUAAUACGACAUGUAUAUAUGUGCAUUAUAAUAUACGUACGUAAUAAUAAUAUAUAUAUAUAUACAAACGCUAAAAUAAAACCGAGACGAACUAGGUUAAUCAAUAGGCGCGCGCGCGCCGUGCGGUGACAUCGGGACGACGGCAGCCAUCGAUGGUCGCACGGCGCGGUCCAUCGAUGGUUGUGCGACCCGCACAUCGAUAGUGGCGCUUGACGCCGUGGUUGCGGGGUCGAACACGCUCACGGCGGCAACGCCAGCGCGCUUGACGCCGCCGCCGCCGCGCUAAAAAUAUACAAUCGCGGCUCGGACGAGGCGUUUCGGUACCGCGCGCGCACAUCGAUCAUUUGCCGCCGCCGCCGCCGCGCUACCGUUUUCGCCGUCGACGGCGCGGCCGCCGCUUGCAGUGCGACGACGAGUUGUGUGCAUAAUAAUAAUAAUAAUAAUAAUAGUAAUCAUAUCUAUAGCCGGCGAAAGAGAAUCUCUCGAUUGGCACCGCGGAAGAAACGAGCCGAUAGGUACGAGAAGACCCGCUGCGUCGGCUGGUCGACACACACAUACACGUUAAUACGCCGACGAACGGACAUCGUAGCGCCGGACGGGCGAUUGGCGACGGUGCAACAGGAGACGACGGCGGCGGGAAACGGACAUGUUAUGCGGCCCGGUAGUCGGGUCGGCGAUGCAGCAGGCGAGUGUUCGUCGUCUUCGUCGUUAAUAACGUCAUGUACGCGUCAUCGUCUGCCGACAAGUACGGCUCCGGCAGGACCUCGACUGCCAAGACGUACCAUCACCAUCACCUCCAUCACCUGCACCACCACCACGUCGGCACGUCGUCGUCGUCGUCUUCGUCGUCGUACGCGUUGUCGUCCGAGCUGAGCGCCGACCGGCGGUCCAGGGCAUACAGCAGCGCGCCGAGACAGGUGACGCCGGUCAGGUCCACCGCGGCCUCGUCGUCCCGGUUGACGGACAUAAACGGCAACAUCCGGUCACUGAGCCUGAGCAAGAGCCUGUCGCCGGGGUCGUCGUAUUCUGCGACCAGCGGUGGCGGAUCGGCGACACUAGGUUCUGCUCGCGGAGAAAUCGGCGGAAAGACCGCUGGUGCAGCCACACUGCUGCAGCUAGGCAACGACAAUAAACGGUAUGACGCAACGAAAAAACGUUUGGACGCGUUCUACAACAACAGAUCGCCGUCGUCGUUGCUGAACAAGUCGUACAAUUACAAAGCUGGCAACUUGUCGUACUUCGAAAAGUACAACAAACAGCAGCAGCAAGACUCUCCUCCGCCCAGCGAACCAUUACAGCAAUCCAGAUAUGUCAACAUGAAUAGGACAAAUUACGGUUCCAUCACGGACAACGGAGCACUGCACCCGGAGUCGUCGUCGUCCGCGUACAGGUCGGUGUCCGAUUCGAAAAAGGGGGUGGUCGGCAUCCGGAACAUAGGAAACACGUGCUACAUGAACUCUGUGCUGCAGUGCCUAAGCAACACCAAGAGCCUGACGGACAGCGUACUGGCCGACGUGGACGGGGCCGACGGCAAGCUGAUCCGGGUGUACCGGGAUCUCUUAUCCCGAAUUUGGACCUCCGCCGACAGCCAUCCGGUGGACACUACUGCGUUCAAGUCGGCUUUCCAGCGGCUGUCCCCGCGGUUCGCCGGCUACGAGCAGCAAGACGCUCAGGAGUUCCUGCGACUGUUGCUCGACCGACUGCACAUGGACGUUAACAGGGUGAAGGUCAAGCCCCGGGCCAUGCCGGACGUGGACGAGACGCUUAAGGACAAUGCGCUGGCCGCCGAGUUCUGGCAGAGGUACCUGGUCACGGACAACAGUACCGUGGUCGACCUGUUUGCUGGCCAGCUCAAGUCCACACUCGAGUGUUCCUCGUGUGGCCACAAGAGUAUUACGUUCGAGGUGUUUUGGGAUGUGUCGCUGCCACUGCCGUCCAGCGGAUCGGCUAACGUAGUGUCCAUUAACGACCUGCUGCACAAUUUCACGCAGGAAGAGGUGUUGGACUUCCGCGAACGGCCUCGAUGCAGCGUCUGCAAGGUGGACAGGAAGAUGUUCAAGUCGUACCGGUUCCAACGGUUGCCCAGGUACCUAGUGCUGCACCUCAAGCGUUUCCAAGGCACGCAUUCGUACAAGAAGAUCACGUCGCUGGUGGCGUUCCCGUCAGUGUCCCUGGACAUGAGUCCGUACGUGUCCGGCACGGCCCGGAGCAUACAGCCGCACGCUUGCAAGUACAACCUGUACGCGGUGUCCAACCACACGGGCACGCCGAUCGCCGGGCAUUAUACCGCCAUGUGCAAGCACCCAGUCACCGGCGACUGGAACUUCUUCAACGACAGUUCCGUCUCACGGAUCACGUCGUCCGCGAAACUCAUAAGCAACGAGGCGUAUAUACUGUUUUACGAAGCCGCGAAUUAUUAAUUAGCCGAUGAAAUCAGGUUUACAAAUUGUUAUUUUUAUUUAAUUUUUUUGAUAUCCGUCCAUAGAUCGAGGCUUGACAUGGAAACUAUACAUACAUAUAUAUAUAUAUUAUGUGUACCUAGUACCUACCAAUCUAUAUCAUAUUAUGUUAUGGUAACUGCUGUCGCGUACGACGUUUCAACUUUGUACGAAAUAUUGCAAUACUUCUACAGUCUACACCAGGGGUAGCGACCCUAUAGCACCUUUUGCCAAAUUUCAAUGCGUUCAGAACUAAUUAAAAUAUUUUUUUGACAUAUUUCAUAACAUUUUGUCUGAUAUUUCAUAAAUUAAAAGUUAACGAAUAAACGUUUGAUAAAAUGUGUAUAGUAAUUAUUGCUUACCUUUUUUUAUUUUUAUGUAAAAAUGCCUUUUUCGUGGGAGUGGGCAAGCAAUUAAACUAAAAAUUGUUUUUUAAUUUUGGCACUUGACCCGAAAUAGGCUGGCCACCCCUGGUCUACUCUAUACACUUGCAAUCCGCAUGUGUAUAUAUAUAUAUGCGUUAUAUUAUAGAGUAUAAUAGUAUAAAAUUAUUUUUUACCAACGUGUAGUUGGUAGCAGCAGUACUUAUCAAGUGCACGACUUCCUAGUCAAAUAUCUCGAGGAAUAAGGUGGGAAUGGGACACACGAGUGGGGAAAGGUUUACCAAGGUUUUAUUUUAAUAGAUAACUAUGUAUAUAUAGACAUAGCUAAUAGCAAUAUAGGUAAAAUAGGUGUACCUACAGUGUACAACACACGUUUCAUUGUCACGUUAGACUAUAAAUUAAAGUCUAACGUGAUACAUUAUAAUGUAUUAUAUUAUUGUACAUUGGUAUUUAGUAUAUUAUAAUGUAAUACAUAUACAUUUUCGAGUACAUACCUAUUACAUAAUAAGUACCUAAAUAACUAAUGUAGGUAUUAUAUAACCAGGGUAAGGUCAAGAUAAAUUAUGUGACAUUUAUGUUCUGCAAAACCACUAAUUUCGGUUGAGUAUAGUGUUCAUUGGUGCAAAUAUAGGAUCGAAUUUCUAAUAAAAUGUACACAAACAAUUUCUUAUCAAUUCCUUAAAACUGUAAAUUAUUAUUAAUUUGUAAUGGUUGAAGAGGGGAGGGUGGCAGCUCCCUUCGUUGAGCCAGUAAUAUUGUUACGUUAUUGUAUAAGAGUUGUUAUAAUACUCGUACGAUUCAUGAGCUCAGUUAGUAAGUUAUGUACUAAUUAAAUUGAAUAAUAUAAUUUAGUUAACAUUGGUAAAACGAUGGUUUAAAAAACAAUAAUUUUUGAUCAGCGGUUGAUUGAUAAGUAUGAUAGGUACUGUAUGAUAUUCUAAUAUAUCACAUUAAUAAUAGUCAAAAUUGAAUUUCUGAACGGUGAAACUUAAGAAAAUAAAAUUGUGAACCAAACACUUGCAUCUUUACAAGUUGAUCAUUAAAUUAUUUUUUGUCUUAAAAUUUAUUUUCUAGUGACAUUUGACUAUAAUUUUGUUUAUAUUAUGCUGAUGUUAUUUUAACAGCUUCAAAAGUUAUAUUUCUUUUACUUAAGAUUCUACUCUUAGAAAUCUUUUACUAUACCUACAUUCUAACAAGCUUGAGAUUUGAUACUAUUUCAUAAUAUGUUCAGCAAAUAUUUAUUUUUCUUCUUCUUCACUUAUACCCUUUAAAAAAGCCGAUUAAAUAGUAAAAGAUGAAUAGUAAUAUGUGACUACUUUUAAAAACAGUUUUUUUAUUUUUACUCAUAACUUUGUAUUUAAUUUUUUCCUGUGUACUUAUUUUUAUAUUAACAACAAAUUAAAUUUUGUUCUGCUUGGAUAAAAUGAUUAAUAUAUUGGCAACUUAUAAGAGAUAACUGUUAAACUAGGGUUACCUUAGUUAAUAAGAAUACAAAAUGUAUAAAUAUAAAUACAUAAUAUUAUAUUGACAGUUUAAUUUAUACAAUUUUAUCAAAAGUUAACUUUGUUUUGCACUAAUUAAAAGUUUUUCCUACAAUUUAUGUAAAAAGUUAAAAUUAUUAAUGGAGACUUACUACUUUUAUCAUAUUAGUGUCUAUAAUUGUGUACAUAUGAUUUAUAAACAUUUGUUAUUUUUCUUGUUCCUUAGUAACUUAUUAAAACAGAUUAUUAUUGUU
Myzus persicae (green peach aphid) is the source of this 6758-nucleotide messenger RNA. RefSeq names its product ubiquitin carboxyl-terminal hydrolase 2 (gene Usp2). The coding region runs from base 2922 to 4622 and encodes 566 amino acids. Lineage: Eukaryota; Metazoa; Arthropoda; Insecta; Hemiptera; Aphididae. The transcript is spliced from 2 exons. Gene Ontology annotation, molecular function: cysteine-type deubiquitinase activity. Gene Ontology annotation, cellular component: cytoplasm. Gene Ontology annotation, biological process: protein deubiquitination. The record is from RefSeq and is a predicted model, not a curated record.